UUGUUGUCGACACUGCGGCUGACGCCGAGAGUCAGUUCAAAAUAAUAACACGCUGCAAAUCGUUUACGAACGAAUUUUUUUAUUUUUGUUUUUUGCGGCAAUCCACAUUUGCGUUAUUCGGUUUGAUCAAUUUUAAGUAGUGUUAAAAAUAAUGCAAUAACCGUAGAGACUGACGAAAAGUGCGCGGAAUGUGAUUCGGUGAAUGUGAUAUAAACAUCCCUUCGUUUAGGCCUUAUCAUCGAUAUUUUCCGUAAGUUAUUUUCAUAGUUGCAAUUAUAAUUCCAUGCGAAUUAGAUAUACAGCAUGGAUGGAACUAAUCAUAGGCAGAUAAAACAUGCACCGGUGAUUUGCUGCUUCAAAAAUAAUUAAUGAAUAGUCCGAUGCGUUGCUAAAAAAUCAUGGACACCGAACCUCCCCCACCGAUCGUUCCGCAUUCAGUUGACGCGGACAGCAGUUUGCUGCUGCCCGAUGUCAUUACGUCGACUAACGCACCAGAUGUCGAUAAAGGUUUGGUUGUUGACGACGAAACCGACGCCGAUACAACGAUACACGGUUUCAAUUCUUCCAACAUAACGGUCAUCGAGAGGCAACAACUGGACGUCCUAGACCGUGACAAUAAACCCCCGUGCGAGGGUAGUGACAGUGGCGUGGAAGUGAUCGAAACGAUCGAGUAUCGCAGAGCGCUUAGCGUUCUGUCUCACGACGGCGAGAUUCUCAAUGGCGCACGAUCGUGCGACUCGUCAAUAGUUAGUUACUGUUCCAAUUACGAAGAGGCCUACAAUAUACUAGUGCGAAAAAACUCUACGUUAUUAGAGGAUUACACUUUACGAAACGGGGACGUCACCAGCGAGAACGGAAGCGAAAGUUCGUCGGUGAGCGGAUCCCAAACGCGUUGCACCAGAAGGAGUAAUUUAGCCGCUACCAAAAAGAAGCAGCCUUCUUCCUCGGAACCCAAGAGCAAAUCUACCGUAUCGUCUAAAGAGCGUUCGCGAUCGAAACCUCCGAUCACUCCAGCUUCCGACUCGGCGUCGCGUCUCAGGUCAGCGGACAGAUUGCAAUCCAGAAACUGCCCUAAAACUUCCUCUGCUAAUAAUAGGACGCGACCUACUCCUGCCAAUUUAGAUUUAAACAAAAGGGACCUUAAAAGAUCGCUAUCUGUUCGCGCCACCUGCGUGAACCCUCCGACCCGAACAUCCCAAACUACUCCUUCGGAUGACGGACGGUGGCCUUCGGUUAAUAGUAAACCGGCACCAUUGAUGACGCGAUCUCUUCGGGGUCCGGUAGACGGCAAGCAGAAGCUUACCCAAAUGGAGAGCAAAACCAUAGAAAAGUACGCCACCUUACCUCGCCGGAGGAAAGAGAAAUCUCUCGAAAACCCCAAAGAUGGAAAGAAAUCGUCCAACAAGGAGCCGAGUUUAAACGCCACGGUUUUAAGAAAAAGCUCACGAGAAAAUACUCCAUCCAAAAUGUUUAGCUCACUGUACGUAACGAAACCGAAACAGAAAACGAGAAUCUACCACGAGACCAACGUUCAAACGGCCUUGACGAUGAGCGAUAUCGAAAAAGCGCUCAGUGGGACGCUUAUCGCUCCCAAGGAUCCCGCCGUCAAGGACAUUUGUGUGAAAAGUGUUCAGGUUAAUAUGACGGCCGGCGAUAUUGAGAAAAUGAAAGAACAACUGAAAAGCCUUGCGGAACAAUGCCAGGCGUUACGUAAUGAUCACAAAGCGCAGACUGAGAAAUUAAAAGAGACUGAGGAAAGGUUAAGGGAGGAGAAGGUGGAAAAAGAAGGAUUGCGGGAAGAAUUGACAAACAAUUCGCAAAGGGUCUUGGCCAUACUGGGACAGGCGGAGAGUGGAGAAUGUGAUGAUGCCAAUUCCUCCAGCGACAGCCUAAUGGUGCUGGAAUCGAGGUUUAGCAAUGUGAGCCAAGUGGUGAUCCGCCAGGAGGAAGAGAUCGCCCGACUGAACAGUUACUGCAGAUCUUUACACAUAGACUUAGAUAAGAGCUUAACCGCUCAGAAAAUUUUAUUGCAACAACACCAAGACCUCGAGUCAGAAAGUAUCGAGCUUCAAGAGUUUAUGCAGGCAGAGAAAACCACAAUAUCGGAUGCCUUGAAGGAAGCGGAAAAUGAAAUUAAAAAACUUAAGCAACUGUCCGCGGAUAAAGAAGAAGAGUUGGAAAAAGAACAGGAAAACUCCAAACAGCUAACCAAGCUAUGUGAGCAAAGGCGCAUCGAGAAUCUCGGACUGUUGGCUCGAAUCGGGAGCAUCGAGACAAAAAGUAGGGAGUUACUGGUCCACCAGGGAAGUUCCGUGUCUGGAGCGGCUGUAGCUCUUUCCUCCUUGAUCGAGAGGCUCAAUGGUUUAGCGGAGGAACUUGUUAUAGCUUACAGUAUAUCGGAUCAAGAACUAGAGGACGUCAUCUAUCACAAUGAAGCCUACAACAACAGCGGCAGUAGUCUUGAGUCGACUCCCGAGAAAGCUCGUCUGUUCAUAGAACAAAAAAAUUCUCCUAACGGUAAAGGAUCGUCGUUUGUUUCUGCUGUGAUAAAUGCCAUAAGAAACGCGGCGAUUGGUCGAGACGUGAGAAGAGAAAACACCUGCACCGACAAGAGUACUUCUAAUGAAAUGCUCGAUUUAGAAACCGAGCCGUGUCUCAUGAUGGAACACGUACUCGAGGACGUUGUGGUACCAGAUGGUCACUCGCAUAACAUGAUUUCGUCGGGUCAUGGAAGUAUGUUAAGCUCCAGAAUAUCGAACAGCGAAAGUUUGAGGGACGUUUCGCAAGCCAUAUUUAACCGUCAAUAUUCGGAGCCCAACAGUUUAAGUUACUCGGGAAGUCUGAACACCUCGUUUACCAGCGACGUGCAUUCUUUGAGUGAAAAAUUCCCCUCGUUCCCGCUCGUGGACCAAGUUAUAGAAGUCGAUAACGUUAUAACUAGGCUGCUCAAAGUGAUACGGAUAAUUCAGUUGGAAAAUGACGAUUGCAUGAACGAACUGCAAGAUCAGAGGGACAACUUGGCGGAACAAAUAGACAAACAUAGAGAGACGAACAAAAUAGUGGUGAAGCAGCUUAAGGACUGGGAGAUUUUAGGUGCCCGAUUAAAGACCGAGAUUAAAGAACUGAUGAAUCAGUUGACCAAGAAGAAUAACGAAAUAGACAACGUCAAAACGGAGUUGAACAAUCAGAGGGAACAGGUCGAGAAAUUGAAUCAAGACGUUUGCGAGCUUUCAACGGCUUUGGCUAAAGCUGAACUUGAAAUGAAGUUAAAGGAGGACGAGGUCGAGAAAGAGAUGCAGAGGUGGAGCGAAACUGGGGAAACGCCUUCUGCUCAAGUUCUUGGAAGGCUUUUUCUUUUGCAAAAGGAGAUACCCGUUCUGAAAGAAAAGUUAGCUCAAAAGGAAAAGUGCUUGAAUGAACUGGGUCACGAGUUUUCGGCGAGCAAGCAAGUGUUGUCUGAAAACCUGAAGGACGCCGUUAUUGAAAACAAGAGACAGUACGAAGCAAUCGACAAGGCAUUAGAGGUAUUUCAAAGCAUACAAUCGGUGGUCCAACAGUGCCCGCCCCUAAGCAAACUGCAACGCGACUUGGAAGAAGUGAGUUUCGUCACUGCAUCGUCUAUGCCACUGGCGACUCCACCAGACUGCAAUGCGAACGCUGCGCUCCUGCAGACCGUCUCCGGUAUUGAAAUCGCUCCCACAAUUAAUACCACUGCCUAAUAUUAUCGAUUAAACGAAUUACAAAUUUAAUAAAUGACCGAAUUCGCAUGUGUGUGUAAGUAAGUCACGCGUAUGGUAAGUAUAUGUAGCACUAGCUACGGACAGUGUUUUGUUGAAGUGGUUGUUAAAGUGAUUAUCUGGUUGUCAAGAACAUCGAGUUGUUAUUUAUUUCAUGUAGAAUUACAUUUAAAGCUAAAGUGGUUCUAUUAACACUGAAUUUUUGUUCAUAGUUGGAGUGGGAUUGUUUUCUACGGAAAUAUGAUCGGGCAACAAUAAUUUACCAUGGUACUGUUGUUAAAUAUUAUUUUAAGUAUUUAGUGGUUUAUACAUUGUGUAAAAGAUAAAGGUAAAAACCGGUUAAACUAAAGAAAAGUUGCGCAAUUUUAUAUCGAACCACAUGCUACAAAAAGUUAAAAAAAUGCUACAAUUCUAUUUCUUCAAUCGGUGUUGUCAAAAUUCUUGUAUUCCGGCUUUUUGUUUCUGAAUGACCAUCACCAAGGGUAUUUUUUUUAUUCUCAUUAUUACGCUUUUUUCAAAAAUAUGCGAAAAAUAAAAAAGAAAAAUGCACAGUUGCAAAAAAUUACUAAAAAUCGUAAUUUUUUGACAGACAUUGAGCUUUUUUCUAACUGUUCAAAUGUCAAAAGUCAUUAAGUUAACUGCCUGAUCACUAUACCGAAGGAGGGAACUAGAACAAAUUUUCUAUUUCUUACAAAGAUUAUGUUCUUCCUUCAUUCUUCACCUACUAAAUCCAUCAUACUUGACUACCCUUAUUUUAGAAUGGGGAAAAUUGACUUUUUAGACGAAAGCAAUCCCACUUUUUUUUCAGAAAACUAUGAAAGUUUGCUAAUUUCGUUUUUUGAUUGCUUAGCACAGUAGUAAGUACAAAACGUGUUUAAAAUCAAAUUUGUAAAAAUCAAAAUUCUGUUCUUUUCAUGAUAAGAAAAAAAAGUUAUAGUAUUUUUAGCCUUGUAGGUUAAGCAUGAUUUUAGCAUUACUUUAUCUUGCGUCCAGUUAUCGAAAAGUUGUGAAUUUGUCUAACAAUAAUAAUCGAUGUAGCGAGAUGAUGUCUUUUAUAAUUUACUCGUAAUUCGGAUGCCGUGCUUUCCAUAAAAGCACAUACAUAUUUUGAGAAUGUAUUAAAAUGCCAUUUACAUGUAAAUAAAUUUUAUCUGGUUAAUUGUCUUUUUCUUCA
This is a messenger RNA of Cylas formicarius (sweet potato weevil), 4911 nucleotides long. It is a transcript of the gene corn, whose product is annotated as centromere-associated protein E. The transcript has 10 exons. The record is from RefSeq and is a predicted model, not a curated record. Lineage: Eukaryota; Metazoa; Arthropoda; Insecta; Coleoptera; Brentidae. The coding region runs from base 399 to 3719 and encodes 1106 amino acids.